Triticum aestivum (bread wheat) is the source of this 2086-nucleotide messenger RNA. RefSeq lists its product as uncharacterized. The coding region runs from base 109 to 1281 and encodes 390 amino acids. The transcript has a single exon. The record is from RefSeq and is a predicted model, not a curated record. Lineage: Eukaryota; Viridiplantae; Streptophyta; Magnoliopsida; Poales; Poaceae. Gene Ontology annotation, molecular function: protein binding.
UCAAAAAAGAGUCGAGCCCAAUCUCCUCGGACUGAACUGGUCGAGCCCAGCCAUUCCCCUCCACCGUCUCCCUCACCAGACACACUCAACCCAGACCUAGCGACCGCCAUGGCGCCGCCACCGCCGCCGUCAGCGGCGCUUCCGGACGAGCUCGUCGAGGAGAUCCUCCUCCGCCUCCCGACCGACGACCCCGCCUGCCUCCUCCGGUCCUCCCUCGUCUCCAAGGCCUGGAGCGGCGCCGUCUCCGGGCCCGGCUUCCGCCGCCUCCUCCACGAGCUCCACGGGACACCCCCCGUGCUCGGCCUCCUCCACGACCAGGACAGCGACCGCGCCCCCUCCUUCUUCCCCACCACGGCCUCGUCCUUCUCCCUCGCCGUCCCGGACGGCCGGUCCUGGCUGGCCCGCGACUGCUGCCAUGGCCGCGCCCUCUUCUUCCCCAAGUGCGAGGACGCUAAGGAACUCCUGGUGUGGGAGCCAAUCACGGGCGCCCAGCACCUCAUGCCUGUGCCCGCGGCGUUGGAGCGCGGCUACUUGGCUGUGGCCGUGCUCUGCACGGCGGAUGGGUGCGACCACCGUGACUGCCUCGGGAGCCCUUUCCGCGUGCUUUUUGUCUUCCCCGGCGGGUAUGGCACGUCGGCGUGCGUGUACUGGUCGGAGACCGGUGCCUGGGGCGAGCCGGCCUCGACACACGACGACUUAAUGGUAUACAUACAACAUUCUGGCAUUCUCGACGGCAGCUCUCAGCUCUACUUCGUCUUCUACGACCACGAGGAGAGUGGGUGGAUCCUGGAGUACGACUUCUCCAGGCACUCCCUCAGUCUGUUCAGUGCACCAGACAACCACUUUGGCCUGUAUAAUCUCGUGCUCGCAGACGACGGUGGGCUGGGAGUAAUCCAACACGUGCAUCCGCAUCUCAAAUUGUGGACAAGAGAUGCGAGUGAUGGCACUGAUGCACGAUGGGUGCUCAGCCGGGUCAUCUCCCCGUGCAACUUGCUCCCAACUAGUGCUCGCUUGGAUGAAGGUUAUAGAGUGCUAGUGGUGGGCUUUGCCGAGGGAGCAAAUGUCAUUUUCGUUAGUACAUUGGCGGGACUCUUCGCAAUUGAGCUACAAUCUGAGCAGGUGAAGAAGGUGUGUGAUCAAUGUAGUUUCCAUAACAUGGUUCCAGUUGUCACCUUCUACACUCCUAUGGCCCGAGGCAACCUCCAAAAUCUGUUGGCGUCAAAGCCUGGUGAGGAUCCAGGUGGUGAGGAUGGUGUAGAGGAGGAGAAAACAGUAAAUUAGGCGCAACAACUGGCCGACCAUUGUUCCAAUGCUAUCAAGGAGGGGGACUUUGUCAACACUUUCGAAAGCAUCCGCCAUGACCACAAUAUCAGGUGAGGGCUCUAGUCCCAAACUCCUCCCCAUUCCGAGCUACCCUGAAACAUUUGUACAGAUGUGAUUGUGGAGAAAAGGAAAUCCCCCUUAGUUCAGUGCUCAUUAAGAUUAGCACCAUGUGCCAUUAGUUUCUUUGGGACUUUGUUGUUUUGUUCAGGAGAUAAAUUUAGAACAGCUUUAGAUGUUUUAGCCUUUUAGGAUGAAGUGGUUGCCAAGUGGUAAGAAGGUAUUGUCUAUUAUUGUCCCUUUCUUUGGGCCAGUGGUGGUGCCAGGGGCCCGGGCUGCACAACUGUGUGGUGAAGUGCUUUAUUUUCUUUGAAUUUUGCAUUGCUCUCUAGGUUUUUAUAUGCAAUUUCACUUCUAUGGAAUAGUAACUUUUUGGAUCAACCAGCCCCAUAGUUUAAACGGGGCACAACCAUGCCCAUCAGAUAGUCAUAUGUACACAGAAAAUGGCCAUGUGAUUCUGCAUAUGAAAACUAGUAAUAGUCUUGUUUGGGUCUUGGAAGGAACUGUUUGCUGUUUGGACUUGCCUCUUGGAUUCUCAUCAUCAUUCCGUAGAAGACCGUUUAUUCAAUGCUGUUUUGCUAAUAGUUAUUGUUAAUUGAUAGUAGAUGAUGUUGAAAACACUUUCAUUUUUUAGAACACUUGUGCCAUGGAUUGACUAUAUCUUGAAGUUGUAUCUGGUGCCAUAUGUCUGCCAUUUGCUUUCUAA